CUUUCCGGACCUGGCUGAGCAAGAGGCGCCAUCAUGGGAGUCGACAUUCGCCACAACAAGGACAGAAAGGUCCGCCGCAAAGAGCCCAAGAGCCAGGACAUCUACCUCCGGCUGUUGGUCAAGCUCUACAGGUUCCUGGCCAGAAGGACCAACUCCACCUUCAACCAGGUUGUGCUGAAGAGACUGUUUAUGAGCCGCACCAACCGGCCACCGCUGUCCCUCUCUCGGAUGAUCCGAAAGAUGAAGCUUCCUGGCCGAGAAAACAAGACGGCUGUGGUGGUUGGGACCAUAACAGAUGACGUACGAAUUCAGGAGGUUCCCAAGCUGAAGGUGUGUGCUCUGCGCGUGAGCAGCCGGGCCCGAAGCCGCAUCCUCAAGGCUGGAGGCAAGAUCCUCACCUUCGACCAGCUGGCCCUGGACUCGCCCAAGGGCUGUGGCACCGUGCUGCUGUCCGGGCCACGCAAGGGCCGCGAGGUGUACAGGCACUUCGGCAAGGCCCCGGGCACCCCACACAGCCACACCAAACCCUACGUCCGCUCCAAGGGCCGGAAGUUCGAGCGUGCCCGAGGCCGAAGAGCGAGCCGCGGCUACAAGAACUAACCCCAGACCCUGCCCUGUCAUUAAAAUCCUAUUGGCUG
Molecule: messenger RNA, 638 nt
Organism: Elephantulus edwardii (Cape elephant shrew)
Lineage: Eukaryota; Metazoa; Chordata; Mammalia; Macroscelidea; Macroscelididae
Product: ribosomal protein L18-like
Exons: 6
Coding region: 34-600 (188 amino acids)
Biological process (GO): translation
Cellular component (GO): cytosolic large ribosomal subunit; ribosome
Molecular function (GO): structural constituent of ribosome; RNA binding
Source: RefSeq, a predicted model, not a curated record